Coregonus sp. 'balchen' is the source of this 8903-nucleotide messenger RNA. The record is from the annotation of a GenBank genome assembly. NCBI's taxonomy places the organism in Eukaryota, Metazoa, Chordata, Actinopteri, Salmoniformes, Salmonidae.
AGACAAGCCGAGCGCUACAAAUCCCCGGCUGAACAAUACAAAAAGUAUCCAAUGAUUUUGAUACUAAUAACUUACAUUUACAUUAAAUUUUCGUCAUUUAGCAGAAACUUGAUGAAUGGAGAGCAGUAACAGUCUCAGGUGAGUAAUGUUCUGCAAUUGAAUAGACCGAAUUAAUAGUAACCGAAGAUAACUAUUUGUUAGAUGUGUGCAUGUUGUCUAAACUGCUGUCAACAAAGUACUGUAGGCAACCUGGUGAUGUACACGUUGACAACCUGUUCACAAUGGUCCCCAUUCAUAACAUUUACAUUUACAUUUUAGUGAUUUAGCAGUACCUAAUGUAAUCUACAUUUACCGUUGUAUAAGGUAUUGACAAAUAUUUGAGGCUAUUCUAUGUUUAGCUAUAACAACUUUAUAACAAAUACUUUCUUGAAUUCAUUGAUUAGGCCUACAUAUAUAUUUUUAAUGAGGUUAAAUUCGUUUAAACCCUUAUGUACAGGGUUAAAAAGAGUAUUCUGUAAGUCGCUCUGGAUAAGAGCGUCUGCUAAAUGACAAAAAAUGUAAAAAUGUAAAUGUAUCCUACUGUCAUAUAUAUUUAGACCUUUCUAAAAAGAUGGCAUAUGCAUGACAUGUACUUUUUGCCUUGCUAUAGCUAUGUAGCUACUAUACGCUACAUAUAUACAUAUAUACUAUACUAUACUCCCGAGUAUAGUAUAGUAUAUAUGUUCGAAUCCAGGCUCUGUCGUAGCCGGCCACGACCGGGAGACCCAUGAGGAGUCGCACAAUUGGCCCAGCGUCCUCCAGGGUAGGGGAGGGAAUGGCCUCAGUUGGUAGAGUAUGGCGUUUGCAACGCCACGUAUUUAUUUCUCUCAGUCAGUCUGCUGCAUGACCAAUUCAUCCUAUAGGUCGGUGCUGUGUAGGCCCUAUAGGCACAGUGACAGUCAUUACUAGUGAUGCGCGGGUUGACUCAUAACCGUGGGGCGUGCGGGUUUAGGGUCUUUAAAUAGGAUAUUGUGUGGAUGAAGGGCAGGUGGGUGGUUGGCGGGUUGAAUAAAGAGAAAACAAUAAGUAAAAAAAUCCCUAAAAGUGAUAAUUAUUGUGCAAUUUAUACCUAUAGGUUACAUUGAGGUUUAGUGCAUAAGCCUAAACUUUAAGGCCUAAACUGUACACGCGCCAAAUAGCCUACACGCCAAUCACCAAAUGGUUUUGGGAAGUGCCAGAAAAUUAACUAAUGUCGAACCACGGAGGUUAUAUAUAUAUAUAUUUUAUACCUACAAAAAUUCCUAAUCAAAUAGCUAACUUAUCCUUGGUAUGACCAUCUUAAAACAAUUCCAUAUGUAAGCUUAGUAGUAGUCUCGCAUUACCGUACCUCCAAAAUCACGUCACUGUCAAGCCUCCCUUUUUGUAUUGCAAAAACGGCAUUCUAGUUUUGCAACAUUGCAGAAAAUUGAAGAAAAUCUGGAGGAAAAACGUACUCUGUUUUGUCAGAAAUGUGCUCUAUACACAAAAUCGACAUACUGUACAUCACACAGGAGGCUGCUGAGGGGAGGAUGGCUCAUAAUAAUGGCCGGAAUGGAGCAAAUGGAAUGGCAUCAAACACAUGGAAACCAUGUGUUUGAUGUAUUUGAUACCAUUCCACCAAGUCUUUUCCAUGAUCCUGUUCUCCCCAAUUAAGGUGCCACCAACCUCCUGUGGUACAUCAACAUAUUUUGAUUGGGUUUUAAUCUGCGAAUUCCUGGCCAUCCUCACCAUAGACUGUAAAAAUAAUCGUCAUGCACUGUUGCACCUACGACACUAAUCUAGUGAGCACUAUUGGAGCGCUGCCAAAGCAAGGCAUUUGAUUGGUUUGACGUGUAGUGAGGCGUCACUGAUUUACACCGGGUCUCCACCCCUAUUUAGCUAUUUUUAUGAACUUCCCUAGGCUUACCCGUAUUAGGGAAGCCUGGUUCUCAACGAGGCUAGCUUAGUUGAAAUCCAGCCCAGGUCCUUAGACUCUAGGGGGAUACAAUACGCAUUUCUUUAGUAAAAAGACAGGUGCUACUGAUAAUACUGCCAUCGUCGUUGAGGCAGAUGCGCAGACUGGUCUCUGCCUGGGGCCUCCAAAUCACUAAGUCCGCCCCUGUCGACAGUCACAAGACAGGAACUUCAAAUAGGCUCCCCAACAACAACUGCUCCCUGGGCGCCGAUGACGUGGAUGUCGAUUAAGGGAGUCCCCCGCACCGCUCUGAUUCAGAGGGUUUUGGAUUUAUUUUUUUAUCUUUUCAUUUAGCAGACACUCUUAUCCAGAGCAACUUACAGUUAAUGAGUGCAUACAUUUUCAUACUGGCCCCCCGUGGGAAACGAACCCACAACCCUGGCGUUGCAAGCGCCAAGCUCUACCAACUGAGCUACAGGGGACUAUGCAGAAUAAAUGCAGAAGACACAUUUCGGUUGAGUAACAGGUCAAGGGAACUGUAGCCUACUGUUUAGAUGCACUAAAUGUAGGCUAAAUGUGGACUCAGGAACAGAGGUGGAGAAAUAUGAUUUAUUUCUUUAAGCAUCUUGAGAGAACUGCGAAUGCGCUGUUAGUUACCAUCUGUAGAGGUGCUAUCUUUAUCAGCAUCAUAAAAUCUGAUAGUAUUUCAACCACAUAAAAUAUGCAUCCAAGCCGAACUGAAAUCUUAUCAGAAACAUGUUGGGUAAUUUUCACAGCUUUCUAUUUCCCUACAACCGGUCAAACUGAUGUCAUUUGGAAAUUUUGCACUGAAAAUCUUUUAUUGAGAUAUUGCAUUUUUUUCUCCGGCCCCUAAACAUCUCUCCUUCCUCGAAAUAAGCAGAGAUGACAGAGAAAACUUUACCGAUGUCAACUAGAUUGAAGCAUUCAUUCUAUCGAUUUAUGACAUUCUGUUGAGCAAGGGUUUAUUUAGUCUCCUAGGGAAACAUAUAAUGACAGAAGAGAAGCUGCAUGUAUCCAAUUAUAGAUAAGUUGAGUAACAAAUAGCCUACCAAAAUGUAGAAAAUUAUAAGCAGAAACAUAUCUAAAUCAGGCACAAAACAAAUCCUGCACCCUCUGUCAAAAAAUGGUUACGCUGUAGCCUGCAUGCGCAUUUCUUAUAUUUGCGGGUUAGGGUCUCAGAUUUUCACUUUAACACAUAGUCAGGCGGUUGCAGAUGGGUUAUUAGCAAUUGCGGGCACCACUAGUAUGUAUGUCUUUAUGGGUACAGCCUAACAUCCUCGUUGCUAUUUCAUCUCCAGCAAGUGGAACUCCAAUAUUUGCACAGUCAAUAAUUUUGUAAAUUGUUAUGGCAAAACUCCCGCACCCAACUGUUGCCUUUGACACAGAAAGGCACACACUGGAGAGCUUUUAGGUUGUGAAAGGUACAUUAUAACUUAUGUUAUAACGUUCAUGUUACUGUGCAAUGUAAUGCAACUAAACCUACAGCAGUAACCCUCAAAGUAUAGUAGGGUAACAAUGAAUACUAAGAAUACUUGUUACACUGUACUGUACUUACAGAGUAAUUACUCAAGUAACUUGUUCCAUUUUCUGGAUAUGACAUGUCAAGAGUAUAUUGAGAACACUGGUAAGUAAAUGUGUUGUCAAUAACCCUGUGAUGCCAAACAUCUUGUCCCUUUCUGUUUUCUCUGUAGUUAUUGAUUAUUGGAGUCAGAUGAUUAUAUCUGUCAAGCUUGGUGACAUGAUGUCGAAGACUGAUUUAAGAAUGAUUGAUCACUUUAACGUGCUAACACAUUGACUCUGUGGGUGUUGUUGCUUUCAUGAUAAAUAUAUUUGAUUUUGAUAAAGAAUGCACUUCUGAAUCAUAUCGUCAGGUAGCCUAGCGGUGGGCGGCCGAUAGCCUAGCGGUUAGAGCAGGGUUCCCCAACUGAAUCAUAUCGUCACGUGGCCUAGCGGUGGGCAGCCGAUAGCCUAGCGGUUAGAGAGCAGGGUUCCCCAACUGAAUCAUAUCGCCAAGUAGCCUAGCGAUGGGCGGCCGAUAGCCUAGUGGUUAGAGAGCAGGGUUCCCCAACUGAAUCAUGUCGUCACGUAGCCUAGCGUUGGCGGCCGAUAGCCUAGCGGUUAGAGCAGGUUUCCCCAACUGAAAUAUAUCAUCAGGUAGCCUAGCGGUGGGAGGCCGUUAGCCUAGUGGUUGGAGCCUGGUUCCCCAACUGAAUCAUAUCGUCAGGUAACCUAGCGGUGGGCUGAUAGCCUAUCGGUUAGAGCAGGGUUCCCCAACUGAAUCAUAUCAUCAGGUAGCCUAGUGGUUGGCGGCCAAUAGCCUAGCGGUUAGAGCAGGGUUCCCGAACUGAAUCAUAUCGUCAAGUAGCCUAGCGAUGGGCGGCCGAUAGCCUAGCGGUUAGAGCAGGGUUCCCCAACUGAAUCAUAUCAUCAGGUAGCCUAGCGGUGGGCGGCCAAUAGCCUAGCGGUUAGAGCAGGGUUCCCCAACUGAAUCAUAUCAUCAGGUAGCCUAGCGGUGGGCGGCCGAUAGCCUAGCGGUUAGAGCAGGGUUCCCGAACUGAAUCAUAUCGUCAAGUAGCCUAGCGGUGGGCGGCCGAUAGCCUAGCGGUUAGAGCAGGGUUCCCCAACUGAAUCAUAUCGUCACGUGGCCUAGCGGUGGGCGGCCGAUAGCCUAGCGGUUAGAGCAGGGUUCCCCAACUGAAUCAUAUCGUCAGGUAGCCUAGCGGUGGGAGGCCGAUAGCCUAGCGGUUAGAGCAGGGUUCCCCAACUGGCGGGCUGGUUGUUUUAUUUGGCCCCCCAAGUUUUCUGAUUUGUUUUCUGAUUUGUAAUUAUGUUCGGGAGACUCUCACAAACACGAUGGUGUUCUCCGUUUUGCUCUACGACCCGUAAGUGUCACGGACUCAUCUGAAGCUCACCCACACAAAUGAAUGGAAGUAUGGAGGUAGUUUUGUGCCAACAUAAUUAGGGGUUAAAUAUGUAUCCAAAAAAACUAAACUAUUUCCUGAGCUUUCUUAUAUCUCUUAUUUGCCAUUAAUGAAUGUGUUAUUCAAUGCGUUUCUAUGGGCUUAAGUAGUACAGGCCCCCAUUACAAUCAUUUUUACAGUAUAUACCUAAAGGUUUCCUAGAAUCCAUGGUAUUACCACCUUAAAACAAUUCCAUAUCUUAGCCCCCCCCCCACGACUGAGACUUUUAGAGGUUAUUAACUGGCUUUUUUCUGUGUAAAGUGAACAGAAGGGGGUCCUGCUAUGAUGGCUCAAGAGUACUGCUGUGCCUCGGCAGAUGAGGGAGCAGAGAACGGCCCACAUGUCCCCUUAGUGUUGGAGAGAAGGGAGAAGGAGGAGGAAAAUUGGAGGACAGCCGUUUCACACCAACUGAAAAAGCAGUGCACAUGCAGCUCAGAGCGAGCCAAGGCCCAGGUUCUAGGGUUCAUCCCCAUCCUAAAAUGGCUGCCACGCUACCAGCUCAAAGACUGGAUCCUGGGUGAUGUCAUGUCAGGGUUGAUAGUGGGCAUCCUGCUGGUGCCCCAGUCCAUAGCCUAUUCUCUGCUGGCAGGCCAGGACCCUAUCUACGGCCUCUACACCUCCUUCUUCUCCAGCAUCAUCUACACCCUGCUGGGCACCUCACGCCACAUCUCUGUGGGCAUCUUCGGGGUGCUGUGCCUGCUGGUGGGCCAGGUGGUGGACAGGGAGCUGGCGCUGGCAGGGUACAUCACAGAGAGUAGCAGUAGCAACGCUACCCUGGGUCUGGGCAUGGGGAACAGCACCGGAGGGCCGGUCUGUGAUAGGAGCUGCUAUGCCAUCAUGGUGGGGGCCACAGUCACCUUUACAGCAGGGGUCUACCAGGUAAAUGUGUGUAAAGGGGGAAUGUUGUAACGUCUCACGUGAUUCAAAUCAAUGACAAACAGAAUUAAUUAAUGUUAUAACAAGUUGAUUGUCAUUGGUCCUGACUAGUAUGACUUUUAGUGUUUUCCUAUUUUUUCUAAAGCCAUUACUCCCUCUCUGUUUUCACUCUGUGGUUGUAGGUGUUGAUGGGCCUCCUGCAGGUGGGCUUUGUAUCUGUGUACCUGUCAGACUCCCUCCUGAGCGGCUUCGCCACGGGGGCCUCUCUCACCAUCCUUACCUCCCAGGUCAAGUACCUCCUGGGACUGCAGCUGCCCCGCGCCCAGGGCUGGGGCACCCUCAUCAAGACCUGGGUCAGCCUCUUCCAGAACCUGGGCCAGACCAACCUCUGUGACCUGGUCACCAGCCUAGUGUGCCUGGCAGUACUGGUCCCCACCAAGGAGCUCAACAACCGCUUCAAAGCCAAGCUCAAAGCCCCCAUCCCCUUUGAGCUGUUCGUUGUCAUCGCUGCCACUCUGGCCUCCCACUUCGGCCACUUGGAGGAGGAGUAUGGCUCGAAGGUGGCCGGCACCAUCCCCACGGGCUUCCUGCCCCCCCAGCUCCCGUCCUGGUCUCUGAUCCCCAACGUAGCGGUAGAUGCCUUCUCUAUAGCCAUCGUGGGCUUUGCCAUCACCGUCUCCCUGUCUGAGAUGUUUGCCAAGAAGCACGGCUAUGUGGUGGAUCCCAACCAGGAGAUGUACGCCAUAGGCUUCUGUAACAUCCUGCCCUCCUUCUUUUGCUGUUUCACCACCAGCGCUGCCCUGACCAAGACCCUGGUGAAGGAGUCUACAGGCUGCCAGACUCAGCUGUCUGGCCUGGUCACGGCCCUGGUGCUGCUGCUGGUGCUGCUGGUCAUCUCCCCUCUCUUCUACUCCCUGCAGAGGUUAGACCAUGCUAUUCUGUGUGUAACAUUUAGCUUUACUAUACAUGUUCAUCUCAUGAGAUCAUAACAUCCACUACACAUAGUUUGCUCAUAUUGAAAAUGUUUGCCAGAUAAUGAUGUUCCACCUGAUUUGGUGAUUGGUGUGUUUCCAUGUCGUCUCCAGGUGUGUGCUAGCAGUGAUCAUCUUGGUGAACCUCCGGGGAGCUUUGCUUAAGUUCACAGACGUCCCACGGAUGUGGCGCGUGAACCGCUUGGACACCGCCAUCUGGCUGGUGACCAUGGCAACCUCAGCUUUGAUAAACACAGAGCUAGGCCUGCUGGUUGGGGUGAUGGUCUCAGCAUUCUGUGUGUUGGGGCGCACUCAGAGAGCCCAGGCCUUAGGGCUGGGCCGGGCCGGCCAACGGGAGCUUUAUGAGGACCUGGCCUCCUACAAGGGCCUGCAGACCCAGCCUGGGGUGGCCAUCUUCCGCUACGAGGCGCCAAUCUACUACGCCAACCAGAGCCUGUUCAAGAAGGCCCUGUACCGCCACCUGGGCCUGGACCCCGUCAAGGAGAAGGCCCGGCGCAGGAAGCUGGAGAAACAGAGGAGAAAGCAAGAAGAAGCAGCCAUGACGACAGGAGGGGAGGGCGGGACUAAGGGUAAAGAGAAAGAGUUGACUACCACCACCAAAGUCUUCCUACCAAAUCAAGUCAACUUCCACUCUGUGGUGAUAGACUGCAGCCCGGUGCUGUUCCUGGACACAGCAGGGGUCAAUGCGAUGAAGGAGGUGUGUAAGGAUUAUAAGGAGUUGGGGGUACAGGUGUUCCUGGCCCAGUGUAAUACCUCAGUACUGGAGUCACUGGACAGAGGUGGCUACUACCCAGAGAAGGGUAUGGGAGAGAAGGAAAGAGUGUUUUUCACCAUCAGUGAUGCCGUCCUCUACGCACAGAGCCUCUCAUCUCAGAAUGGAGAGUGUGACACAUCCUGUUAACAAGAGCUUUAACGAUUGUAACUCUACAGAAACAUAUCUUUAUACACAACAUAGACAAAUAUACAAUAUCUAUCUCAAACAACAUCAAUCACAACCAAUAUUGUUAUUGUGCCUUACAGGAACAUAUGUAAAUGUAUCCAAAAAGAUGUGCUUUUUUAUAGACACUUAUUGCAGGAUUACAGAUACUUUGAACUGAAAGUUGAAUGUCAUGUUUACAGUAUAGCUAUGUAAUCUUCAUCUUGAUCUUGUCAGACUGUGAACCAAAAUGAACUUUCUGUUACAAUCUCAUCUAAGACAGAAUGUGUUGUCAUGCAUUGUCAAGUUUUAGGAGGCUUAUUUUAAAGCAAUGUUCGGAGAUGGAUUUGGUCCUCUGGCUGUGGCACCAUGAUUUAGCACCCAAUUUUUUCCCUCCAUGUUUGUUUCUUGUGCAAACAGUGCGAAUGUUACUGUUGUUGACACUUUCGAUCCUUUGUUACCACAGCAAAAGUAGAACUGGCGUCAACAAGAUUAAUGGUUAUAGUGUAAGAGGGUGUUAUCUAUUUUGAAUGCGGAAUGAGAUUGUGUCAGUUAUAAAUUAUACAUGAUCGUUUUUCAGCUGCAACUUGUAGUGAAGUAGUGAUUGAUAUUGUGUUGUCUUAGCUUUCUGGAAUGUAAGAAGUUUAUUCACAGUAGAAAUAAAUAAAAAAUGGUAGAAAAACACCUCUAUUGACCAAUUACAGCCUUCCAGACUGCUGCUCAGGGACACUCCCAGAAUCCUUCACUCCAGCCAGUUUAGGCCAUGCCAGAAGUUUUCAGUAACUGAGAAAGUUUCAGUUUAUCAGUCCAAACGCAAAGUUUUAUUAACAUUUUUAAUCAAACAGCCUUUGUGCUUUCAGGGGUUUUGAUACCUUAAUGCUGUAUGUUUCAUUUUUAUUUGGUAUUUAUGUUCUUAUGGUUGUUUAGCCAUAGCAGUAUAUAUUUAUGUCUGCAUUUGACUAAAGUUAUACUCGAGUCAGUAAUCAGUGCUGUGAAAGAGUGUUACCAUCUGCUUUAGUUUAUUGUAGUUGUAAAACUGUUAUAUUUGCAUGUAGAAUAUAGAGACAAUCAAUGUUGAGGUCAUACGAGAUCAUCUGAAGGGAAAUAUCUAUUACUGGAAAUUGUAAAUGUAUUCUUGUACUUUCAAGUGCCUCUGAAAUUAAAUCAUAUAAUGUUUUAUGAAGUGCCUUUCUGAAUGACCCUAUAUUUAUAUACUCUGUAAGUAA